This is a messenger RNA of Otolemur garnettii (small-eared galago), 5560 nucleotides long. It is a transcript of the gene USP40, whose product is annotated as ubiquitin specific peptidase 40. The coding region runs from base 119 to 3829 and encodes 1236 amino acids. Gene Ontology annotation, cellular component: nucleus; cytosol. The transcript has 32 exons. The record is from RefSeq and is a predicted model, not a curated record. Gene Ontology annotation, biological process: protein deubiquitination. Lineage: Eukaryota; Metazoa; Chordata; Mammalia; Primates; Galagidae. Gene Ontology annotation, molecular function: cysteine-type deubiquitinase activity; cysteine-type endopeptidase activity.
ACAUUCCGAAGACCCGCCCUUGCCAACAUGGCGGCGCCCAGUUGGGGCGGGUUCAUCAGCUGCGCGUUUUGGCCGGGGCCGGGGUCUGGGCUCUAGGCAGGUAGAAUUUAGUUUCACAAUGUUUGGGGACCUAUUUGAAGAGGAUUAUUCCAAUGUGUCAAAUAAUCAGUAUGGAAAAGGGAAAAAAUUAAAGACUAAAGUUUUGGAGCCACCUGCUCCUAGAGAAUUCACCAAUUUAAGCGGAAUCAGAAAUCAGGGUGGAACCUGUUACCUCAAUUCCCUUCUUCAGACACUUCAUUUCACCCCUGAAUUCAGAGAAGCUUUAUUUUCUCUUGGUCCAGAAGAGCUUGGUUUGUUCGAAGAUAAGGAUAAGCCUGAUGCUAAGGUUCGAGUCAUACCUUUGCAGUUACAGCGCUUGUUUGCUCAGCUUCUGCUCCUAGACCAGGAAGCUGCGUCCACAGCAGACCUCACUGACAGCUUCGGGUGGACCAGCAAUGAGGAGAUGAGGCAACAUGAUGUUCAAGAACUGAAUCGAAUUCUCUUCAGUGCUUUGGAAACUUCUUUAGUCGGGACCUCUGGCCAUGACCUCAUCAAUCGUCUGUAUCAUGGAACCACUGUUAACCAGAUUAUUUGUAAAGAAUGUAAGAACGUCAGUGAGAAGCAGGAAGACUUCUUAGAUCUAACAGUAGCAGUCAAAAAUGUGUCUGGUUUGGAAGAUGCACUCUGGAACAUGUAUGUAGAAGAGGAAGUGUUUGACUGUGACAACUUGUACCAUUGUGGAACUUGUGACAGGCUGGUUAAAGCAGCAAAGUCGGCCAAAUUACGUAAGCUGCCUCCCUUUCUUACUGUUUCAUUACUAAGAUUUAAUUUUGAUUUUGUGAAAUGUGAACGAUACAAGGAAACUAGCUGUUAUACGUUCCCUCUCCGGAUCAAUCUCAAGCCUUUCUGUGAACAGAGUGAAUUGGAUGACUUAGAAUAUAUAUAUGACCUCUUCUCAGUUAUUAUACACAAAGGUGGCUGCUAUGGAGGGCAUUAUCAUGUAUAUAUUAAAGAUGUCGAUCAUUUGGGAAACUGGCAAUUUCAAGAGGAAAACUGUAAGCCAGAUGUGAAUUUGAAAGAUCUUCAGAAUGAAGGAGAGAUUGAUGAUCCACUGGUGAUUCUCAAAGCUAUCUUAUUACAGGAAGAGAAUAAUCUAAUUACUGUUGAUCAGCUGGGCCAGAAACUCUUGAAAAGGAUAGGAAUAUCUUGGAACAAGAAGUACAGAAAACAGCAUGGACCACUGCGCAAGUUCUUACAGCUCCAUUCUCAGAUAUUUCUACUCAGUUCAGACGAAAGUACAGUUAGUCUAUUGAAGAACUGUUCUCUCCAGGCUGAGUCUGAUUUCCAAAGGAAUGAUCAACAAAUUUUCAAGACACUUACUUCAGAAACCUUGGGAUUAAAUGACAGUGCCUCCUGUCCUCACUGGUUUGACAUAAAUGAUUCCAAAGUCCAACCAAUCAAGGAAAAGGAUAUUGAACAGCAAUUUCAGGGUAAAGAAAGUGCCUACAUGUUGUUUUAUCGGAAAUCCCAGUUGCAGAGACCUCCUGAAGCUCGAGCUAAUCCAAGGUAUGGAGUUCCAUGUCAUUUGCUGAAUGAAAUGGAUGCAGCUAACAUUGAACUGCAAACAAAAAGGGCAGAAUGUGAUUCUGUGAACAAUCAUGUUGAAUUGCAUCUCCACCUGGGCCCUCAGUAUCAUUUCUUCAAUGGGGCUCUGCAUCCAGCAGCCUCUCAAACAGAAUGCGUGUGGGAUCUGACCUUUGAUAAAAGGAAAACUUUAGGAGAUCUCCGACAAUCAGUAUUUCAGCUGCUAGAAUUUUGGGAAGGAGACAUGGUUCUUAGCAUUGCAAAGCUGGUGCCUGCAGGACUUCACAUUUACCAGACACUUGAAGGAGAUGAACUGACACUGUGUGAAAUUGAAAUUGCUGAUGGGGAAGAUAUCUUUGUAUGGAAUGGGGUGGAGGUUGGUGGAGUCCAGAUUCAAACUGGUAUUGACUGCGAACCUCUGCUUCUAAAUGUUCUUUGUCUGGACACAAGCAGUGGAGGAGAAAAGUGUCAGCAGGUGGUAGAAUCUCCUUGUGUCUUUCCGUCCAAUGCAGAAGUGGGCACUGUCCUCGCAGCCUUAACAGCCCCCACAGGUGUUAUCUUCAUAAACAGUGCCAAGUGUGCAGGGGAAGCCAGCUGGGCUACCCUUCCCGAGGAAGAUAUGAAGAAGACGUUCAGAGAACUAGGUCUCAAAAAUGGAAGCUCAGUCUUAAUUCAGGAUUCUAGAAAUGCUGAUAACAGUUUGUUGACCAAACAAGGGAAAUGGACUGGCAUGAAUGAAAUGGACUGGCUCCAAGUUAAAAAUUUCUGCCAGUUAGAAUCUGAAGAGAAACAAGUUAAAAUAUCAGCAACUGUUAACACAGUGGUGUUUGAUAUUCGAAUUAAAGCCAUACAGAAAUUAAAAUUAAUGAAAGAACUAGUUGAGAACAGCUGUUUGAGACCUAUUGAUAGAAAUGGGAAGCUACUUUGUCCAGUGCCAGACUGUUAUACUUUGAAGGAAGCAGAACUGAAGAUGGGAAGUUCAUUGGGCCUGUGUCUUGGAAAAGCACCAACUUCCUCUCAGCUAUUCCUGUUUUUUGCAAUGGGGAGUGAUGUUCAACCUGGCACAGAGAUGGAGCUGAUGGUGGAAGAAACAACAUCUGUGAGAGACUGUUUAAAGAUAAUGCUUGAGAAAUCUGGCCUACCAGGAGAUACCUGGCAUUUACGAAAAAUGGAUUGGUGCUAUGAAGCCGGAGAGCCUUUAUAUGAAGAAGAUGCAACACUGAAAGAGCUUAUGAUAUCUUCUGGAGAUACUUUGCUUUUAAUAGAAGGAAAACUUCCUCCUCCGGGUUUCCUGAAGGUGCCUAUCUGGUGGUACCAGCCUCAGGGACGCGCAAGGCCCUGCGAGAGCCCACGGGACCAGACCAGCUGUGCUUCUGCUGCGGGAGGGACAUGCAGAGCUGCUUCUACUCAAGGUGAUCCAGGGAACACGCCUGCGGAAGGUCCCCUCCUCUACUUGGGAGACGUGGAGGUCACGGAAGACGCCGCGCUGGUGGAUCUGAAGUCUCAGGCCGUGGCCUUGCUCCCUUUCCUGGAAUGCAGUGUUCUGUCCCCAGCCUUCCUCAGAGCCUGGACAGUAGAGAGUAAGCGCCUGGGCAGACUUUUACGAGCCAACCGGCAGCUACUCAAGGAAUAUAAACUGGGACGGAGAGCUGAGAUCUGCUUAGAGCCCCUUCAGAAAGAAGAAAACUUGGGCCCCCAGGACGUGCUGCUGAGGACACAGAUGCGCAUCCCCGGGGAGAGGGCCUAUGCCCUGGCCGUGGACGUGGUGUGGGAUACUGCACGAGGCUGGUCUGCCGGGUCCCUGAGGCAGAGGGUCGCUGACUUCUAUGGCCUUCCUGUGGAGAAAAUUGAAAUUGCCAAAUACUUUCCUGAAAAGUUCGAGUGGCUUCCAAUAUCUAGCUGGAGCCAGCAAAUUGCCAAGAGAAAAAAGAAGAAAAAGCAAGAUAAUUUGCAAGGGGCACCUUAUUACUUGAAAGAUGGAGAUAUUAUUGGUGUUAAGAAUCUCCUGAUUGAUGAUGAUGACGAUUUCAGUACAAUCAGAGAUGAUGCUGGAAAAGAAAAACAGAAACAACUCACUCUGGGGAAAAAGAAAAGCCGAGAAGCCCUCCAUGUGCAGAGUGGUGACAUCCUCUCCAGUGCACAGACCCCUGGCCGGCCCCGAGGACCAGAAGCUUCUCUUUCUAUCCACGUGGGGAGUUUCAGAUAGCACCGGCCACACCAGGUCGCCAGGCGCAGGGCACAGGUGCUGCGCUCUGCUCGAUAACCUGGAAGCGAGUGUUGUCAGCUUGUGGGUGAAGCCGCAGGUCCCACAUCCUCUGCUUCAUCACAAGCACAGGGACAUCUCUGAGGCCAGACAGGUGCAUUAGGCUCAGCUCUACAACACAACCUAGAUACCCUACAAUAGGUGCCAAGCAGGUGUGAUCUUACACCACACCUGACCCCCAGCUGCCCUUUUGACCGGAAAACUUACUGCUUGCACAUUAAGCACAGGUGUGGCCACAUGGCUCAUUGCUCGACUCUUAACAGGCCUGUGUAGAAUCUGCACGUGCCCUGUCACCUCUUCCCCCAUCUACAUGACGCCUAGUCAUCUGCACUGACAGAGGCUCUGACAUCCUGCCCUGUGCCACUGGGCUGGCCAGGCCGUGCCAUACUAGGAAAGACGGUCUGUUAUCUGGGCUUCAUCUCCCCCCACAUCGUCUGGUCCUCAUCUACGUCCUGUUCCCCCUUUGGUCUGAGUUGAAACUGUGCUGCUAGAGUGUCAGUUCUCUCUCCAGACUGAGGAGAUAGAUGGGAGUUAUGCCAGCUCUGAGGGUUCAUUCUGACCUAAGUGAUCAGACAUUCUCACUGCUGUGUCUGCUGCUGCCCAGGGAGCCUCAGCCUCUCCUGGCUGGAGGCCUGGUGGGCAGGCAGGGUGGUGGUGGAACAGACCUGUGGUCUGGGGGCUUGAAGUUAACCUGGGAAGGCUAAGUUGACAUAUUCCUGAGUAGCCUCAAUCAAAACAUAAAAAUAUAUAUAUAUAUAUAUAAAGAUGUUUUCCUCCUAAUUCAGCAGAGAUCACUGUCCAACUUAAAGAAAUAGCACCUGUGUUACUGAGUUGAUUUGGGACAGUGACUUCCUCAGACACCAGCCUGUUCUUAGCUUGGUUGUCACAUUCAUUUCACGGAUUCUUGUCAGCCCUGUGUCACUGAUGUGAAACCAGAACUAAAGAGAAGGGUAGGGAGUGACACGGGCACAGCGCCUCUGCCUGUGUGCCCAGCUGCUGCCCACGCCACCUUUCCAUAGAUCAGAUGCUUACUGAACAGGCGCUCACUUUCCCUUCUCAGUUCUACUGUCAAAACCACUAUUAGAAACCCUCAUCUCUUCUCGACAUGUCAGAGUUUCUGUGUCUUAAAUAACGUGUCCAUUUCUGUGGGGCACUUAGAUGUGAGAAGCUGGCCUUUGACUAGCAAGCCGCUUCCCAGUCCUCUAACACUACUCAGCCUCAGGAGAGCGCAUGGAGGCGCAUGCAGACUGCGACCUCAUGGGUGCCCGUCGGGGACUUUGAUACCAAAACUCGAAAUGUCAUGACUGACGAGGCUGGAAACCCAGCCCUGCCAUGUACAGGCUGCUCCGUCUCUUUUCCUGACAUACUUCCUAAUUAUGCACCUUUGGCUCAUGGUAAUAAAGUAUUAAUUUAAUAACCGAGAAGCUUUACUUUUGGAAAGCCAGAGGUCUCACUGAACGUUUCUAGAAGUACCGAGACCAGUGUGGGUGGAUGUGCCUUAAAGUGCUGUCCAGCAGGGGGCGGCCACUUCUGUUUUUUCUUUUAUUUUCCUUUCUCUUUCCUUUCUUUUUUCUCUUAACUUUUUUUUUUUUUAAUUUAGGGAUAAACUGGGAUAUACAGGGAGAAAGCUCUAAAAUUUUGUUAAAGAAAAAAUAAACCAUUUUUAAAGUUGAA